Candidozyma haemuli is the source of this 1551-nucleotide messenger RNA. RefSeq lists its product as uncharacterized. Lineage: Eukaryota; Fungi; Ascomycota; Pichiomycetes; Serinales; Metschnikowiaceae. The transcript is spliced from 2 exons. The record is from RefSeq and is a predicted model, not a curated record. Bases 1 to 1551 code for a protein of 516 amino acids.
AUGAAAAAGAAAGCUCCCAAACUCAGCAAGAAGGCACUUGGCGUGCUUGGCCAGAGCGAUAAUGAUCGGAACUCCAAGAGGUCAGAGUCCACUGAAGACUUUAUGGAAGAUGGAGCCAUCGAGGAAGAGUCAGGCGACCGCUGGCUCGGUUCUGACUUGGCUAAAGCAUUGAGAUUCUACCAAAGAGCAUAUACGAGUUAUAAGACGGCGUUGCUGAUUCCUACUCAGGAUAGAGCGCUAUUGCUAGAUGCCCAUUAUAAUGCAGCUAGGUUGCUUUUCCAUGUAUUCAUUCAGUAUAACAAGACUGACGGUUUCAAUGUGAACAAGUUGGUUAAUGUGGGCGAAGUGCUUACUGGUGAUAACAGUAGUGUGGUUCAGGGUAUUUCUAGCAUUGUGGAUGCUCAUGAAAGUGCUCUCCAGAUAGAAUUGGUGAAUCCACCACUUGAUCUACAAUUCAAUGCUGCGUUGGUUUAUACGGAAGCCAUUGAGGACGCAGAGACAGUUAGUGAAGAGAUUGUUUACAAAGCAAUGGCUUUGUUCCAGGAGGUUUUGCGAAGACAGGUGCUGGAGUUCCAGGACUUCCUUAAGUUCAUGCUUGAACCAGAACAACCACUGGCUCAGGGUCUGGAUAUUCCGCUGGAAGAUCAAAAAUAUUCCAGUAGCAAAACCAUGCAGCCACCAGACAUUCUUGAUACAAUUGUAUCUGCCUAUGGACUUGUUUAUGCGAUUUUGGAGAGCGUAAGUGCUGAUCCAGGCGAGUUGCAACAGGCAAUUACCUUGGUCACGCCGUUCGUGCAAGCAAUGGAGGAAGUUGCCACAGAGAUCGUGGAAAAGUACAGCGAGCCGAAUAACCAGCAGAGCGAUAUUGUUGGAUCCAUUGACUCAGAGCAGCUCAAUGAGUAUCUUAUCAUUAAAGCAUCAUGUCAAGCGCUCUCUGCUGACUCGCUUGAAGCUGUCUACAAUGCAUUUGAGCAGGACUUACCUGAAAUUCCAGAGCGUUACAUGCUGGCUGCAGAUAUUAUAGACACUGUUCUUGAUCGUCAUGAUGUCCAUUCGAACCCUCAGGCAGUGGAUGCUGAAACAUACUGGCAAGCAUUGACAAAGAUGAACAAUCACUUCAAAAAAGCCCAGGAUCUUCUCAGUGCAAAGCACCAGGAUGCAAAGAAGAAUAACACAACGAACACAGAACUUGGUUUGGGUGCACUUAUUGCACAGCUUUGUAAGGUCUAUAUUGCCAGAUCUGACAUUGACCUACAAAGAAGCCAGCUUGAUCACGAACUUGCUCAAAAGAACGGUACGGUCCUUCUUAACAACGCUAAGGCCUUCUUGAAAAGCGCUAUGAACAUGAGCAAGACUACAGGUGGUAUUCGUGAAAAGGCAGUGGAAAAAGCCCAGAGAGAACGGAGGCGAUACGAGUCAAUUUCCAGACUCUGCGUUUUGGAAAACAAGCUCGAUUUUGACGAACUCAAUAGCAUUAUGGGCGCAGGAAUGUGGGAGGACGAUAUAGCCAGCUACAAGGAGUUCUGGUACUUCCAGAGAUUCUUCCCAUGA